Messenger RNA from Lates calcarifer (barramundi perch), 1774 nucleotides. It is a transcript of the gene barx1, whose product is annotated as BARX homeobox 1. NCBI's taxonomy places the organism in Eukaryota, Metazoa, Chordata, Actinopteri, Centropomidae. The record is from RefSeq and is a predicted model, not a curated record. The coding region runs from base 672 to 1421 and encodes 249 amino acids. Gene Ontology annotation, molecular function: DNA binding; DNA-binding transcription factor activity, RNA polymerase II-specific. Gene Ontology annotation, biological process: regulation of DNA-templated transcription. The transcript is spliced from 4 exons.
UUAAAAUUUUGACCUCACCUUCUAACCUGAGCUUCCUGUGUUGCGCUAAUUGCUCCACAACAUCAUCAUCAGUCUAAUGCUCUAGAAGUUGCAAAAUCGCCUGCAGGGCAUUUAAAAUGUCCGUCCUUUUAGGUCCUUAUUUCCUUCCCUUUUGCAUAUAAAUCCAUGCAGGACAAGAGUGGCUUUGCAUGUAACUUCAGCUGAAUGAAAGCAGCGAGCAGACAAACCAGACAAACCCCGAGAAGAGGUGGAGCUAUCACGAGGCUCAUAAAACCCAAAGCUUAUUCCUCGACUCACUGCCAAGGUGACGCGCUGCGUAGCUGACAAAUAGCCCCAAGCUCCGCGCCUUUCACACAGGGAGUGGGCAUGAACACAGUCGGGUUCGGGAGUUUUUGGUCAAACGUUUGCUCUCAGUUCCAGAUUUCUUCUCCAAGAAGAGCCAAAAUUGAUCUGAACGCGUAAGGACACGCAGAGUCUCUGAGAACUAUACCUGUACUUGAUAUUUUGCUUGCUCCAUAACCUGAGGAUAACUUUGAUCCAUAGUAUUCCACUCAGUAUCUCCGGACUAUAAAACCACCACAGAGGGAAUAUGACAGCUAGCCUGGGCCACUAAAAGAGUAAUAAUCGGUGUGAGCGCUUGGUGUCUGUUGAAGUGACCGCACAGCCAGAUUAUGCAGCAUCCUUUGGACAUGGGGGCGCAUUACUAUCCGCCGGAAGUUCAUCCCGACCACAGAACUCAUCGUUACCGGAGUUUCAUGAUCGAGGAAAUCCUGACCGAUCACUCGGAGCACAAAGCGUCGGCUCCAGCUGGGGAGCUCCUCAAAUUCGGGGUACAAGCUUUGCUGUCCGCCCGGCCGUUCCAUAACCAACUGGUGCUAAAAGCCGACCAGACGAGCCUCCUUAAGUUUCCCAUGUCCCCGCUGUCCUGCUCUCUGGGCUCUCCGCUCGGUCCCCCGCUACUGUCCGCGGCUCCGGGCCUGCAGGUCGGCGCGGCAUCCCACCACCUGCCGCUGGACCUGCACCUCCGCGGGAAGCUGGAGCACGGAGCCGACGGAGCCUGCAGCAAAACAAAGAAGGGCCGCCGGAGCCGCACCGUGUUCACUGAGCUGCAGCUCAUGGGCCUGGAGAAGCGCUUCGAAAAGCAGAAGUAUCUCUCUACGCCUGACAGAAUAGACCUGGCGGAGUCUUUGGGUCUCAGUCAAUUGCAAGUGAAAACAUGGUACCAGAACAGAAGGAUGAAGUGGAAGAAAAUUGUGUUACAGGGAGGAGGCCUGGAGUCACCAACUAAACCAAAAGGCCGUCCAAAGAAGAACUCCAUCCCCAGCAGUGAGCAGCUCUCUGAACAAGAAAGAUCUGUGGCUGAUGCUGACCGUCACUCUGAAGGCUCAAGCUCUCACUUAGAAAACACUCAGGAGGAAUGACCUAGCCGAAGCCUGCAGAUACUCUGACUAUAAAUGCAGGUCCUCUUCGACACUUAGAGUGCAUCUUUUGGAUGGGACCAGACUCCAUGAUGGAGAUGUUUGCUAAUGCUCCUCAUGCAAACCAAAGACUUGCAGGCCCUGCCGAAACUGUACAAGGCAACAUCUUCUAACAGCCAUAUUUUUGUCAUAGCCCUACCAUACUUCUCCUCAUGGUGAACUUGCUGCUGUUGAAGAUGGAACUCAAACCUUUGCAGUAGGUCUACCCUUUAUAUUCUAAGGAUCCGCUCUCACUCAUCUGUUUUGCAUUCCUGUGUAACUUUGCUAUGUUUAAUUAUUAAAUAUAUUUUCACUAA